Messenger RNA from Penicillium hordei, 2916 nucleotides. Its product is annotated as WD repeat protein. Gene Ontology annotation, cellular component: TORC1 complex; TORC2 complex. The record is from RefSeq and is a predicted model, not a curated record. NCBI's taxonomy places the organism in Eukaryota, Fungi, Ascomycota, Eurotiomycetes, Eurotiales, Aspergillaceae. The transcript has a single exon. Gene Ontology annotation, molecular function: protein binding. Gene Ontology annotation, biological process: TOR signaling; regulation of actin cytoskeleton organization. The coding region runs from base 1 to 2916 and encodes 971 amino acids.
AUGUCUCACGACUUUUCCAGUCUUAACGGCCAGGGUACUGUCCCUGCAUUCCCUGGUCUAUCAGCUCGAAGCAUCCCGGAAAACCCAGAUAUUCAACGUGAGACUCUCCGUUUGCUAGUGCAGUAUUCGAGGGUCUCUCUGCCACAAAAUCCGUCAACCCCGGACACCUCUGGCCAUACCAGAGACGAGAUCCGAGAUGCCUGGCAAACUCCGCGAACAGAAGUCCAGCCUAGUGAGACAUCACCCCGAUUCACGCGUUCCUCAAGUGGCAGCCAUGCCACUCAACCUUCCCCUUCUCGCUCUGUCGCUCCUUCCUCUAGCAGUCCAAUUCGAGUUCCCCCUCGCACAUCUUCACGCGCUUCCUCCCGCGCACCUUCCCGGCUUACAUCUCCUCAAUCUGUCUCUGUCUCUUCCUCGCAUGGUAUCUCUCCCAGUCAUCGCGAGCGCCAACGGACGCUUAGGGAGAGUGUGGCAAUCUCAAAUGCCAAUAGGAAGGAUGAGACAGUUGCACCUAUAUCAAAGCAGCACUUCUCUUACCCACCAGACACCAUGUUAUCUGCCUCCAGGUCAUCUGACUCCUCGCGGUCAAUAUCCCCGACUGCCGAGCAAAGUUCCAUUCGUCGUUCUAGUCGAAAUAGAGUCCAACCAACCAACUAUUACGCCAAUCCUUGGGUCAAUGUUUCCAUUGACUCCGAAGAGCUAGGCACAAACGUCGAAGCUAUUUUGGACACCGUGGCGUCUUCUCCACAGGAGCCGUGUCGCGUUUUGCCCCGUCGUGCGAAUAUUCAAAAGCUGCUGUACAACCGUGAGCUCGGAGGCGGAAAUCAUCUCCCCAUUGUCACCGAUGUAGUCUCGGACCUGAGACCAUGGAAAUCAUGGCAAGGCGCUUCGGGGGAUCUGCUUGUUCUGGCUUGGUCGCCUGAUGGUACUCGGUUUGCGGCGGGCGCCGCAGCUAAAUCAGACGAACAUAAUAUGCAGUACAACAAGGCCAACAAUCUUCUCUUAGGCGAUCUGCAGAGCAAUCGUUUGAAGGAAAUUCCGGACCAUUGGGUUCCACGGCCAACAUCAUCAACAGUUGAUGAUCCCCGGCUUUUCAUGAGCGUCAAUAACAUGCAGUGGAUUGGCAACAGACUCUACACCGCUAGCUUUGACAAAACUGUCAAGAUUUGGGAUGUGGAAUCAAUCCGCAACGUGUCCUGCACUCAUACCUUGCAGCAUGAGUCUCGAGUGUCAGUGAUGUCCGUGUCGAGAUUCAAUCCGCAUAUCUUGGCUACUGGGACGGAAUCAAUUUUGGUCUGGGACACAAAAGAUCCAGAAAAUUUGACAUCGACUCUCCUUCCCUUGGACCGCGAUGCACGAUAUAAGCCCAACUUUGAGUUCUCAUCAACGGCCCUGGCCUGGGGCCAUACUCCGUCGACUGGGGAAUACUUAGCCGGAGGUCUGGCCGAGCCAGGGGAUGAUCCAAUAUACAAAGGCCAUUUGGGCUUAUGGCGAGCCCGCGAAUCCGCAUAUGAGACCAUUAGGAUGUCUUCUAACUCACAAAAUGUCUUCGACAUUAAGUGGCACUCUUCAUUGCCCAUCUUUGCAACGGCCAGUCCUGAGGAUCCUCACAACGCGCGCAUUAAAGGGAUUGGCAUUACCACGAAAUCACUUGUGAGGGUAUUUAGCCUCAACUAUGACCUCCAAAAACGUGUGCCGUCUGUGAUGGAAUUUUCCUGCCCGGCAUUGGAUGUUAAUGAGGUCAGCUUUUGUCCAAUGGAUUCAAACGGCACAUAUGUGACCGCUAGUUGCACAGAUGGCAAAACCUAUGUUUGGGAUAAUCGGAAAGGUGAUAAAAUUCUCCACGAACUUCGCCAUAGGGCCCCCCUUAACCCGAUUGAUCACCAGCGAAGCCGGGAAACGGCAGACGUGGGUGUUAGGGUAGCUCUCUGGGGUUCUUCUAUGGACCAAUUUUAUACCGGUGCCUCCGAUGGUGUUCUUAAACGGUGGGACAUUCGGCGGUCACCCGAAGAUGUUCUCGUUGGGGACGUCGUAGCUUUCGAUGAGGAGGUUAUGUGUGCAGCCUUCACCGAGGAUCAUUCUCAUCUCCUUGUCGGAGGUUCUGGAGGAGGCGUGCAUAUACUAUCAUCGGGUCCUUGUUCGGACCCUAACAUAAAAACUUUCGAGUUCGAACAUGCUCCAGAACCCGAAAAGGCCAGUGAUAGUGGGAUUGUUGUGGGAAACCAGCUCCUCCUAUCUGGCCAGCUUGUCAAGCACGAAACGUUUGGUAUGGGUCAAGGGCCCUCUUACACUGGGCCUUUUGCCUCGUGGGCUAGGAACGUCAAGCAAGAUGUUUCUUCUGACCGAAUCGGGCAGCUCCCUUUGCUCAAGAAGUACCAGAGCCAACAGUUGGAUGGUCCACCACCAGAAGAUCGUCAUGAACUGGACUCGAACCAACGACGAGAGGUUGAGAGACAAAUACAACUUGCGGAAAUACGAAAUCGAGGAUUCCACAAGAGAAAAUGCCAGGAGCAUAAUGAUCCUUCUACGUUCAUCUUCCAAGGCUCUGUAUCGUUGUCUUCCCUUGGCUCUUUCCCAGCAGGGAAGAAGAGGAAGAGAAAAGCCGAGAAAAUGGAAGCGAAAAAAGUGAAAUGGGAAGAGGGUCAAGAGGAGAAUGGACAACACCACAGAAAAGACAACAGAGAGGAGAAAGCCAAAAAGAAAUCUCGGAUGAAAAAGAAGGCUCGCAGGCUCUCCCGUCGGAUAAUCAGCAACACCGAAAACGUUGACUUGACUCUACUCGACUCGGAUGCGGAGACGGGGACGUCACACCGACAGCGGUUUGACCUUGGGGAACUACUUGAGCUUCUUGAGGAAGAUAACUGGUUCCCAGCUAGUGGAGAAAUCGAUCCUAACAUCCAAAAGGAGAUCGUCUAA